AUAUACUUUCUUCCCCCUCCUCACUUCCCUUCUAGUAGCAUUUUACAUCUAUCUUCAGAAGCAGAAAGCGUCAAGAUAAAGACUCAAAAAUGACUGAAUUCUGGCUGAUUUCUGCUCCUGGGGAAAAAACCUGUCAACAGACAUGGGAGAAACUACAUGCAGCAACUACAAAAAAUAACAAUCUUUCUACUAAUUCUAAGUUCAAUAUUCCAGACUUGAAGGUUGGCACACUGGAUGUUUUGGUUGGUUUGUCAGAUGAGCUGGCUAAACUGGAUUCGUUUGUGGAGGGUGUUGUAAAGAAAGUGGCCCAGUAUAUGGCUGAUGUUCUAGAAGACAGUAAAGAUAAAGUUCAGGAAAAUCUUCUGGCUAAUGGAGUUGACUUGGUCACCUAUAUAACAAGGUUCCAGUGGGAUAUGGCCAAAUACCCAAUCAAACAAUCCUUGAAGAAUAUUUCAGAAAUUAUUGCAAAGGGAGUAAACCAGAUUGACAAUGAUCUGAAAGCAAGAGCCUCAGCAUACAAUAAUCUGAAAGGGAACCUUCAGAAUUUGGAAAGAAAGAAUGCGGGAAGCUUGCUAACCAGAAGUCUUGCUGAUAUUGUAAAGAAAGAGGACUUUGUACUUGAUUCAGAGUAUUUGGUCACGUUAUUAGUGAUUGUACCAAAGUUAAAUUAUAAUGACUGGGUUAAGCAGUAUGAAACGCUAGCAGAGAUGGUUGUACCACGUUCCAGCAAUGUACUCUUUGAGGAUCAAGAUAGUUACCUUUGUAACGUCACCUUGUUCAGGAAGGCGGUGGAUGACUUCAAGCAUAAAGCCAGAGAAUAUAAAUUUAUGGUCCGUGACUUCCAGUAUAAUGAAGAAGAGAUGAAAGCGGAUAAAGAAGAAAUGAAUAGACUGUCAACUGACAAGAAGAAACAGUUUGGGCCUCUAGUUCGGUGGCUGAAAGUUAAUUUCAGCGAAGCUUUCAUUGCAUGGAUUCAUGUGAAAGCGCUACGAGUUUUUGUUGAAUCUGUUUUAAGGUAUGGUUUGCCAGUUAACUUCCAGGCAAUGCUGCUUCAGCCUAAUAAGAAAACAAUGAAGAAACUGCGGGAAGUUUUGUAUGACUUAUAUAAACACCUUGACAGCAGUGCAGCAGCUAUCAUUGAUGCAACUAUGGAUAUUCCAGGCUUAAACCUCAGUCAGCAGGAGUACUACCCAUAUGUAUACUACAAGAUUGACUGUAAUUUGCUGGAAUUCAAGUAAAAGUUCCCUAACAUGACAAUCUUCUCAGUGUUGGUGUAAACAAACAGAAGUGAGGUUGAAGUAUAGUAAUACUUUUAACACUCUACUAAUCUUAUGCUUGCUUCUUAUGUUAGGUGAAUUUAACACACAGUGGUCCAUCUCUAGACAUUUUCUCUUUAAUCUGCUUUUAAUCAAUUAUGUCUGUAAAUGUAUAUUGAGAGAAUUGAAGUAUUUAUAAACAGAGUGAUUUAUUUAAGGAAAAGCUCAUUCCUCUUUCCUAUGGUGGUCUGUGUUAAUUCCAUUUACCAUUGUUUAUAAAAAAUGUUUACAGAAUAGUGUAAAUGAUCAUGGCCAUUUUGUUCAUUUGAUUUAGUAGAUACAAUUGUGUUAACGUUGUUGAACUGUGAUGUAAAGUAUGUAAAAUUGGUAUGAAAUUGUGUUUUCUGAAUGGUUUAAAGUUACAAUUUAAGCACUGUAAACACAGGAAAAAAUAAACAUACCUGUGCAAAUGUG
Messenger RNA from Athene cunicularia (burrowing owl), 1730 nucleotides. It is a transcript of the gene ATP6V1C1, whose product is annotated as ATPase H+ transporting V1 subunit C1. Gene Ontology annotation, cellular component: lysosomal membrane; vacuolar proton-transporting V-type ATPase, V1 domain. Lineage: Eukaryota; Metazoa; Chordata; Aves; Strigiformes; Strigidae. Bases 90 to 1238 code for a protein of 382 amino acids. The record is from RefSeq and is a predicted model, not a curated record. The transcript is spliced from 12 exons. Gene Ontology annotation, biological process: proton transmembrane transport. Gene Ontology annotation, molecular function: proton-transporting ATPase activity, rotational mechanism.